This is a messenger RNA of Dermacentor silvarum, 1232 nucleotides long. RefSeq names its product S-methyl-5'-thioadenosine phosphorylase. The record is from RefSeq and is a predicted model, not a curated record. Gene Ontology annotation, biological process: nucleoside metabolic process. Lineage: Eukaryota; Metazoa; Arthropoda; Arachnida; Ixodida; Ixodidae. The coding region runs from base 196 to 1047 and encodes 283 amino acids. Gene Ontology annotation, cellular component: cytosol. Gene Ontology annotation, molecular function: S-methyl-5-thioadenosine phosphorylase activity. The transcript is spliced from 9 exons.
UUAGUUCGCAGUCAGCCAGCUGGCGGUAGCCGACGCCCCUCAUUCAAGUGGUACUAAAGUGAUCUGCGGCGUCAGUCUAAACAUCGGCUGAAAUCUUGACGACAGUGCUCAAGAAGAACGUGCUACUUCGCCAUCGAAGCCACCCGAUCGACUCUUCUCAAUCGGAGGGUCGACAUCCCUUGAUAUCAGUCGAGAAUGGCGGGAGCGCAGAAAGCCAUCAAAGUUGGCAUCAUCGGAGGCAGUGGCCUCGACAACCCGGACAUCCUGGAAGACCGCAAGGAGCAUGCAGUGAGCACGCCAUUCGGAGAGCCCUCUGAUGUUCUUAUAAGUGGGCGGAUUGGCGAAGUCAACUGCGUGCUGUUGGCAAGGCAUGGCCGCAAGCACUCGGUGAUGCCGUCCAAAGUCAACUACCGGGCCAACAUCUGGGCGCUGAAGGAGAUGGGCUGCACCCACGUCAUCGCCACCACCGCCUGUGGCUCCCUGCGCGAGGAAAUGAAGCCGGGUGACAUCGUCAUCCUGGACCAGUUCAUCGACAGGACGACCAAACGGGAGUCGACCUUCUACGACGGUAGCCACAACUCACCAAAGGGUGUCUGCCACAUCUCAGCUGCAAUGCCUUUCCACGAGGGGCUUCGCCAGGUUCUGCUCAAGACUGCGCGAGCCAUAAACAUCCCAUUUCACGGCACGGGCACGGUAGUGACCAUUGAGGGCCCGCGUUUCUCGACUCGCGUCGAGAGCUGCCUCUUCCGCUCCUGGAAUUGCGACGUCAUCAACAUGACCACCGUGCCCGAGGUGGUACUGGCCAAGGAGGCUGGCCUGCUGUAUGCUGCUAUUGCCCUGGUGACGGACUACGACAGCUGGCGGCUUGACGUACAACAUGUGGAUGUAGAAGCUGUGCUAGAGACGAUGCGGCACAACAGCAACGUAGCCAUAAACGUCCUGCGUGCUGUGCUGCCCAAGGUUGCUGCCAUCGACUGGACUGCUGCAAUACAGGAGGCAAAGGAUGAUGUCGCUCAGGCAGUACUUAAACGUGCGCCACUGUUGUGACGAUAGCAGGGCUAAUCGGUACCCUGCUCGAUAAAUAAAGUAGAUUACCUGAGUCAGAGUGCAGUAGGAACCAAUCAAAUGCACCACAGGCAUCUAAGUCCGUCUCCAUGUGCGAGCUUGUCAUUCACGUGUAUCUACAGCAGGUUCAUUUCCGUUAAUUGAUCUCGACGAAAUCGAUAGAAAUG